AUGAGCUACCAGCCCGUCCAUGGCUCGGAAGCGGCCGAAGGGCCCGAGAUGCAGUAUGAGAUGCGUCCUUCUUCCGAUGAUGAUCGCCGCGGUGGCGACCGCCCAGAAAGCUUGUUUGCCAGGGACUCGGACUCGACUCAAACCCCACACCACAAGGCACCCGCAGAUGAUGUCGUCGAAAAGGAUACAGAGCGCCGCAGCCAGCCAGGCUACACAGGCGGCUUUGGACGAUGGCUCACGGAAAUCUUGGCGUAUUUCGUUUCUCUCAUAGCGUUGGCUGCAAUCAUCAUCACACUAGCUACGCACGACGGGCAUCCCCUUCCAGACUGGCCGUUUAGGAUAUCGAUCAACGCUCUGAUAUCCGUAUUCGCUGUUAUUCUCAAAGCCACCAUGAUGAUCCCGGUCGCUGAGGCUGUCAGUCAGUUGAAAUGGUCCUGGUACAGAGAGGCUCGCCCGCUCCACGACAUUGCACGAUUCGACCAUGCGAGCCGAGGGCUUUGGGGGUCCCUCAAAUUCAUCCGUUACCUCCACGUUCAGAACAUGGCAACACUUGGCGCCAUCAUUACCGUGCUGGCAGUGGCAAGCGACCCUUUUAUCCAGCAGGUCAUCAGAUACCAUAACUGCCCGCAGGAGGAGGCUGGAGAGAGUGCGUUCAUGCCACGAACAAACAACUACACAUUGGAAGGAGCGCACGUCGGUGCCGGGCUGAGCAGCCUUGACCUCCCGAUGCAAGCCGCGAUUUAUCAAGGCGCUUACGACUCGUUUCAGAACAUCGAGCCGGCGUGCGAGACGGGAAAUUGCACGUACCCGGAGUACAGGACGAUCGGCAUGUGCAGCUCGUGUGAGGACUACUCGUCGGCCAUCAACAAGUCGUGCAUCACCGUAUCCAGCCAACUACAGACGUGUAACUGGACGCUGCCGUCAGGGGUGCAGCUCACACUGCCGUACCCCGUCACGAUGAAGAUGGGCUCGGGCGAAAACAGCUCCUACGGCAGCACCUGGAACGAGACGGCGCUCGUUGCAACGGAGAUCCUGACCUUCCUCGAUCCGCUGACGGGCUCGGCGUCGAACCUCUCCACCUUCCGGACAGCGGCAUACAAGUGCUCGCUGUCGCCAUGCGUGCGCACCUACCGCCUCAACGUGACGCAAGGCGUAGCCCACGAGACGUUGAUAGACCAGCAGCUCGCCAAGCGGUCCGCCCCGGACAUUCCGUGGUCGAGCUACGCCGCAACCCCGAUGCCGUGCCUGAUCAACGGCACCUACCACGACGCCGCCGAGUUCGCCCAGCGCAACGCCACCAACAUGUGGGAGACGUGGGGCGUGCUGCCGGGCAACACGUCGGCCGCCUGGCUGCCCAAGGAGUGCCUGUUCGCCUACGCGAGCACCCUCGGCGCCCAGGAGUUCCUGCCGGGCUUCCUGUCCGGCUACGUCGCCUCGGCGGCUGAGGUCGACAGCUCCGACCCGGCAUGGCUGGGCCAGCUGUACAACGACGCCAACACCAGCCUCGCCCGCGCCGCCGCGCUGUGGGAGAGCAUGGCCGACAGCAUGACGGCCAACAUGCGCCGCAACGGCGACACGAGCAACAGCGAGCCCGCCCGCGGCGUCGCCCUGCGCACCGUCACCUGCGUCAGCGUCAGGUGGCCGUGGCUGGCGUACCCUGUUGUGCUGCUGGCGCUGACGGGCGUGUUCUUGGUCGCGACCAUCGUCGAGAGCGUGGCGAGGAGUAGGGGGAGGAUCUGGAAAGGGAACCCGCUGGCGUUGUUGUUUCACGGCUUGGAUGGGGAGGAGGUGGCCAAGUACCGCGAGGAGGUCACGAGUGAGGGCCGGAUGGAGGAGGUGGCGAAGAGGGUACGAGUGCGCAUGGGUGAUCAGGGGUCAGGCUUGAAGUUGGUCGAGGUGCCGCAUUAG
Lasiodiplodia theobromae is the source of this 1908-nucleotide messenger RNA. RefSeq lists its product as uncharacterized. The record is from RefSeq and is a predicted model, not a curated record. Lineage: Eukaryota; Fungi; Ascomycota; Dothideomycetes; Botryosphaeriales; Botryosphaeriaceae. Bases 1 to 1908 code for a protein of 635 amino acids. The transcript has 2 exons.